AAUGACUUCAUCCGUGGAAUCGCCAAUCAUUAAUUUUCAACAAUAAAAAUUGUUGAUAAUCUAUAUUUUGGAGUAUUCUGGUUGAAUAAAAAUGGACAAAAAAGAAAUGUACGAGAGUUUGAUUAAGUGGCUAAAAAUUCUGGAACUUUCAGGAGCAUGUAGUACUGCAUUGGAUUUAUCGACGGGAGUUACUUUGGGUGAAUUAUUAGCAGUGCUGGUUCCUAACUACACUCCAAAAAUAAGGAAUAUUUCAAUUAAUGACAACUGGAGAUCAAAAGCCAGUAAUUUGAAAAAAAUUGUUGAUAGUAUUGUAAUGUACUAUUCAAAUGAGCUGGAUCUUACUUUAGAUGAACACUUGAUUCCAGAUGUAUUUAAAAUAGCAGAAAAUAAUGAUGAAGGUGAAUUAAUUAAGUUGAUAAAACUUAUACUUGGAAUUGCUGUUAACUGUGAGAAUAAGUUACAGUACAUUACACAAAUUAUGGAAAUGGAAGAGGACAUUCAAAGAAACAUCAUGACAGCAUUACAAGAAAUAGAAAAUAUUGGAACGCCGUCGUCAACAAGAAAUUCGCUUAACAUGCAAAAUUCUGAAAUUAAAAAUGAUCAAGAGUAUCUAGCACAAAAGUUACACGAAAAGGAAAAUUUGAUUUGUCUAAUGACAAAUGAGAAAAUUACGAUGCAGCAUGAAAUAAAUAAACUACAAAUGACCGUUGAAAAAUAUGAAAAUCAAGCAUUAAUUGGUGAAGAUGGCAUUAGCUUGGGAGCGCCUCUACAAGGUUCUGUAAGAAUGAAUGAGCUCCGAAAACAAAUUGAAAUUUUAAAAAAUGAUCUGUUGUUAUCGGAAACCAUGAAAGAAGACCUAAAAAUGAGAGCAAUGCAGCAGGAAAAACAAAUUUCGUCAUUGCAAAUGAAAAUUGACGAUUUGACGAAAGCAUCUUUCGAAUUGUCACAAAUAAAAGACGAGGUUGACAUUUUGAGGGACGCGAAUGAAAAAUCCAAAGAAUAUGAGCGUCAGCUGACGAUUUAUAAAAAAAAAUUAGAGGAUACAAAUGAUGUCAAACGUCAAAUAAAGCAGUUGGAAGAGAGAACAGCUGAAUAUUUAAAACAAAAUCUUCAGUACGAAGAAGAAAUAAAAAAGUUAUCAGCAGUGAAGGGACAAGUGGAUUUAUACAAAAAUCAGCUCGAUGAGCUUCACAUAAAGCUUGAUUCAGAAAUGCAAAAAACUAUAAAGUCUGAAUUUGAUUUGCAAGUUAUUCAGACUAAACUAUCUGGAAUGACAAGAGAACGCGACAAUUUUAAAGCACAAUUAACGAAUUUAGAGGAAAAACUUGACGAGUUCAAAUGCAAAAACACAACAGGUGACGAUGAUGAUUCCACAAAUAUAUCAAGAGAACUAUUUGGAGAUAAUAUGAAAGAGAAGAUAGUUCGUUUAGAGGCAGAAAAUAAAGCAUUAAGGGAAGGUCAGCAAACUGCUUUGUCUGAUUUACUUAAUGAUUCAAAUCAACGAAAUGAGAAACUUAGAGAUCAACUUAAAACUGCGAAUCAAAAAAUCCUUCUUCUUACAUCACAAACUGAUGUUGAUAAAAAUAAAAAUGGAACACUGGAGCUAAGUGAAUUAUGCGAUCAACGGGAAAGGUUGUUGGAAGAAGCGCAAAGUCAAAUUUCUAAUUCACAUCAAAGAAUACGACUGCUUGAAGUAUCAUUAGAAAACAAAACUCACGAUUUAGCUGGAUUAGAGCAAAAGUACAAAAAAUGUGUGGAAAAAGCAAAAGAAGUAAUCCAAGGCUUAGGGCUUAGUGAUGGAACAGUAAAUGAAGUUCCCGAAGAGCUUGAAGAAAGAAUGUCAGUUGCGGAGAGUAAGCUAAUUGUUGCAGCCUUCUAUCGUAUGGCAAUAAACACUCAAAGGGAAAAUGUAGAUUCAAAAUUAGCAUCACUGAGUCAAGGACAAAGUUUUAUGGCUCGACAACGACAGCCGGCUGCAAGAAAACCUAUAACAAAUUAUAAAAAAUAAUUCCCACAUAAAAUUGAAUAUUUCCUGUUAAGUUAAAGAAUGAAAAAAAUAAAGAUGUUUCAUUUCCAUUUUUUUAUCCCUUUCUAAAAUAUUAAUCACAUGUUUUCAACCGUUUUCACUUAAUUGAGAA
This is a messenger RNA of Chironomus riparius, 2138 nucleotides long. Lineage: Eukaryota; Metazoa; Arthropoda; Insecta; Diptera; Chironomidae. The record is from the annotation of a GenBank genome assembly.